UUAAAUAGGUACCUACCUAAUAUUUUUAGCGCACUCGUAAGGUCAUGGGCGAAAUAAUUAUCAAACCGUACAAAUAUCCAAAAAUUCACACACCGGCCGUCAGACGAUCGCUCCGAGUGCCGACAGUAUGACGUACCUCUGUUGCUUGGUCGUUUUAAUAACGAUAGCGUUCAGCGCUGCAAAUGCCGAACCCUCAAAAUUGGAUUGGUGGCAGACCGGUGUCAUCUAUCAAGUAUACCCAAGAUCGUUUAAAGACAGCAACGGUGACGGCAUUGGAGACCUCAAAGGCAUAGAACAAAUGGCUGAACAUUUUCAAGAAACAGGUAUUGGGACCAUAUGGCUGUCACCAAUAUUCAAAUCUCCCCUGGCUGAUUUCGGUUAUGACAUUUCCGAUUUUGUAAGCAUCGACAGCACCUACGGAACGAUGGAAGACUUUUUAUCACUCCAGAGGAAACUCAAAUCGCUCGGAGUUCGUAUUCUAUUGGAUUUUGUGCCAAACCAUUCAAGUGAUGAACACGAGUGGUUUCAAAAAUCAGUCAAAAAAAUCGAUCCUUACACGGAAUACUACGUGUGGCUAGACGGAAAAGUAGACGAAAGCGGUAACAGAAUACCUCCAAAUAAUUGGCGAAACAAUUUCGACGGAAGUGCUUGGGAGUGGUCUGCAGAAAGGGGACAGUACUAUUUGCACCAGUUUACGACCAAACAACCAGAUUUAAAUUACAACUCACCGGCUCUAUUAGAAGAAAUGAAGAACGUACUUCGGUUUUGGCUGGACAUCGGCGUCGACGGAUUCCGCAUAGACGCUUUGCCAUACAUUUUAGAAGACAUAACGUUCGAAGACGAACUAGUGAUCCAUCCGAAUGUCGUCGACGACAAUUACACAUAUGUCUUGCUCGAUCACAAGUUAUCUAGGGAUCAGCCGGGCACGUAUAAAAUCGUCGAAGAAUUUAGAGCCGUUUUGGACGAGUACACCAACCGGGACGGGAACACAAGACUGAUGUUGGUGGAAGCGUACGCGUCCAUUAAUUAUACCAUGAUGUACUACAGCAGCCAGCAGACACGCAGGGCUCACAUGCCGUUCAAUUUCAACUUUAUCACGUACUUGAACAAAACGUCGUCGGCCGUUGAUAUAAAGAACACGAUCAAUCUGUGGUUGGAUAACAUGCCUCCGGGUCAAUGGGCCAACUGGGUGAUGGGGAACCACGACAACAAACGAGUGGCUUCGAGAUUCGGUCAGGACAUGGUCGACCCGAUGAACACGCUGGCGACCAUGUUACCGGGCACUGCGAUCACGUACAACGGAGAGGAAAUCGGUAUGGCCGACGGCACGAUAAGGUGGGACCAGACGGUCGACCCGUUCGGCAUAAACGGCGGCAUGGCCAGGUACGAGGCGAACUCGAGGGACCCGUUCAGGACCCCAUUCCACUGGAACGAUUAUCAAAACGCCGGGUUUUCGACGUCCCAACGCACGUGGCUUCCGGUGAACAGUAACCAUUGGUAUCUCAACUUGGCCUUUCAGAAGGCUUGCUUCAGAAGCCACUAUCAGACGUACAAGACGUUGUUGCGACUCCGUUCGUCUCCGACAAUAGCCCAAGGAAAUCUGACCAUGCACACGCCGUCGGAUUGGAUUUUGAUUUUGACCAGACAAUUGGAAGGCCACGAGACCUUCUACAUUGUUUUAAACGUAGGGACAGAACAAGAAGCAAUUACUUUCAAUGAACACUUUAAGGACGUACCGCUUUAUAUGAUCGUCCGCACUUCGAGCAUAAAUGCAUGGCACGCUGAAAAUGUUUAUGUUGAUACAACGAAACCACUAGCAAUGCGACCCAAAUCAUCACUGGUGUUAUCAUAUUGAUAACUAUGAGAAACUCAUACACAAAGAGCCUGCAGGAAGUACUAUAUUGACCCAUUAUUACAAGAGGAUAAAAUUUCAUACUUAAUACGUAUAUACAAGUAAUACUACAUCACUCUUCGUGUUUAUUAAUUGUAAAUUAUUUUAUAUAGAUUGUGAUACCUGCAUAAUAUUUGUUAAUGGACACACAAGUCAAAUAUAUUCCACUUGAGUGUGAUUCGUGCAAAAGGACACAAAGGACUAAAUAAAUAUAAUGUCUUAAUAAAUAAUGCACUGUUUAUUUUAAGGUUUUUCCAUUAAUUAUCAAUUAAACAGUUAAAAACAGGUUUUUUCAUUAUAACUAUAUAGGAAUGUAUAGACAUAAUAAGAAAGUUUUAAUGUUACAAAACACAUAAUUCCAUAAUAAAUAAUUUAUUUACAAGUAAUAUUGUUUUCGCUUUUAUUUACAAAUAAUUUUUUUAGAAUAUUGAGAAUAUAAAUUAGAGUUGCGUUAAAAAAUACUCCAAUGCAUAACUGUGACUUGACAUUAAACAAUGAAUACUUUUAAGUGGAAUUAAAAACAAAAAAAUGUUGUCUGCAUGCAACCACCAAAGAAGAAACCCAAUAGAAUGAAGCAACAAAACUCACUGAAACAUAAAUUAAACACAAACGAAGAAAAAACAUUAAGACAGGUAACCAAACAAAAAUAAACAAAAAUGCAAUUAAAAUAUUUGUAUUCACAAAACAUUCUUUAAUAACAUCAUAGGCGCAAUUUGGGGGAUGCUUCGAAGUGCUUUACACCCUUAGAUGUAUAUAACAGGCAAUAAUACAUUCUCAAAUUGCUUAACACACCUGAACUGUACCUAUUGUUUAUUAUAAUUCUCCUAAACAGAUUAAAUCGAUUUCAUAAUUUUAUAUUCUACUUAAUAUGUUUUUUACUUUCGGUUGUUAUAUUAAAAUAAUUAUUAAGAGGACGCUACACCCGCAUGAGUUAUCUCCGCCUUACAAGCAUACAACACAGCAAAUGCAAAUUGUACGUUUGCAAUAAUCCAUUUUACUCCGUUAUUGUUAAAAUUAAAAUGAAUGAUAAAAAUGAAAUGAAAGAUUAUUAUCUCGACGUCUCGAAAGAUUCAGUUGAUAUUAUUAUUUUUCAGUAAGUUAUGAUCAUUUUGAAAUGUUCCAAAAAUGUGCAGUUUUAAAAAGGUCAGAAUUUGCUUCAAAAUAAAAAUAUCAAUAAAACCCUCCUUAAAUAAUUUAAUUACCUUAUAUAAUAAUGUUACCUAUAAAUUUUAUGAUACGUAAAUUCACCCUAAUUUUAGAAUUUAUCGAGCAAAAUG
This is a messenger RNA of Myzus persicae (green peach aphid), 3168 nucleotides long. RefSeq names its product maltase 2-like. The record is from RefSeq and is a predicted model, not a curated record. The transcript is spliced from 12 exons. Lineage: Eukaryota; Metazoa; Arthropoda; Insecta; Hemiptera; Aphididae. The coding region runs from base 128 to 1855 and encodes 575 amino acids. Gene Ontology annotation, biological process: carbohydrate metabolic process.